UUUUACAUCCAUUGCUUUUAAAUUUCCCCAAAUAAAACACACUUUUACCUCCGCCACCACCUCCACUCCACAAACCAACAACAAUCAUGUCUCUCUCAUUUCUCCAUUCCACGGGCGGCGGCGCCGCCACAACCACCACGACAUACGAUUAUCUCUCCUCUCACCACCGCCCUAACAUUCACCCGAACUCUUCUCUCCUCCACCUUCCCAAGCUCUAUCGCCGACAUGCCUUGGUCGUUAAAGCCACCGUUUUCUCUCCAGAAGAAACGCUCGUUAAGAAACCGCCGCCAUCAUCAUCACCGACUCCCGCUCCCCUGAGAGUCGUCUCCACGGAUUCGCUGGUGUAUGAGAGCGGAUUCCUCGGCGCUGUUCCCGAAUAUUCGUCUCCAGAAUCAUCUGAUGAUGGUUCUGCCGCCGCCAUGGAGUGCUUGACGAAUAUAUUGUCCUCGAAGGUUUAUGAUAUCGCGGUUCAAUCUCCAUUGCAGUUGGCGGAAAAGCUCUCUGAGAGGUUAGGCAAUAAUGUUUGGCUUAAGAGAGAGGAUUUACAACCGGUCUUCUCGUUCAAGCUACGGGGUGCUUACAAUAUGAUGGUAAAACUUCCGAAGGAACAAUUGGAAAGAGGGGUAAUAUGCUCAUCUGCUGGAAAUCAUGCCCAGGGGGUGGCUUUGUCUGCUAAGAAGCUUGGUUGUGAUGCUGUUAUUGUUAUGCCUGUGACGACACCAGAAAUUAAGUGGAAAUCUGUUAAGAGGCUGGGUGCCACUGUUGUUCUCGUGGGCGAUUCUUAUGAUGAGGCACAAGCAUAUGCUAAGAAUAGGGCUGAAGAAGAGGGGCGAACAUUCAUACCCCCAUUUGACCAUCCAGACGUCAUUAUGGGACAAGGCACAGUAGGCAUGGAGAUAGUAAACCAGGCAAAAGGCCGUCCAUUACAUGCGAUCUUUGUUCCUGUAGGUGGUGGUGGACUCAUAGCGGGUAUUGCUGCUUAUGUGAAGAGAAUUCAACCAGAGGUUAAAAUUAUAGGGGUGGAACCAGCUGAUGCCAAUGCAAUGGCUCUGUCAUUACACCAUGGACAGAGAAUUAUGCUAGACAAAGUUGGAGGGUUCGCGGAUGGUGUUGCUGUUAAAGUGGUUGGGGAAGAAACUUUCCGCAUAUGCAAGGAAUUGAUUGACGGUGUAGUUCUUGUUAACCGUGAUGCCAUUUGUGCCUCCAUAAAGAACAUGUUCGAGGAGAAAAGGAGUAUACUGGAACCAGCAGGUGCUCUUGCACUGGCUGGUGCAGAAGCCUAUUGCAAAUAUUAUGGCAUAAAGAAUGAAAAUGUUGUUGCAAUAACAAGUGGGGCAAAUAUGAACUUUGAUAGAUUGAGAUUAGUCACUGAACUUGCGGAUGUUGGUCGGCAACGGGAAGCAGUACUUGCAACUUUUAUGCCCGAAGAUCCUGGUAGCUUCAAAAAAUUUGCUGAGAUGGUAGGGCCGAUGAAUAUCACAGAAUUUAAAUACAGAUAUAAUUCCGCAAAAGAAGAGGCUUUAGUUCUCUACAGUGUUGGUCAUCACACUGUUUCUGAACUUGAAGCAUUGAAGGAGCGUAUGGAAUCUUCUAAGCUUCGAACUAUCAACUUGACAAAUAACGAUUUGGUUAAGGAUCAUUUACGGCAUUUGAUGGGAGGCCGGUCAGAUGUCCAAAAUGAACUUCUUUGUAGGUUUGUUUUCCCAGAAAGACCGGGAGCUUUGAUGAAGUUUUUGGAUGUGUUUAGUCCACGAUGGAAUAUUAGUUUGUUCCAUUACCGUGCACAGGGUGAAGCUGGUGCAAAUGUAUUAGUUGGAAUCCAAGUACCUUCGUCCGAGAUGGACGAGUUUCGGGAACGUGCCGAUAACCUUGGAUUUAUGUAUGCAAUAGAAAGCGACAACGAGGUUUAUGAGGUAUUGAUGCAUUGAUUUGUAUGUUAGGAGUGCUAACUAGGAUUAAACGAGAGCUUUUUGACAUAUUGAGAGCGAUUUGAUGGUGCAAAUGCUGGAAGUGCUUCAGACAUCUGCAACCGGGGAGCAAAGAAGAAUCUAACUUAAAGCAUCCGUCUUUGAUGAUUCCUUGUUAUUCCAUGUCGCAGUCCACUUCCUUUUGUGGCCUCCUUGCCUCUCUAAACUGUUUUCUGUUUUGCUUUCGUUGCCAAGUUUGUGUAAAAGGAUAUGGAGUUCUGUACAACUCCAGUUUGUCCAAUAUUUGUGUUGUAAGUUCUUAAUAUUGCUUAAUCUUGUAAUCAAUGUCUGAAAGUGCUAUAAGUUUUUUUUAUGGGUCCUCAGCCCGCAAGUUCUAUGUAUGGAGAUAGCACAAGUCCAUCAAACACUUGCUACCCAAGAGAAAAGUAUUACAAGUAUAUGUAUCAAACUAUCAAUUUAUAUAAGCUCAACCUAUAUUAAUAGGACUAA
Spinacia oleracea (spinach) is the source of this 2417-nucleotide messenger RNA. Its product is annotated as threonine dehydratase 1 biosynthetic, chloroplastic. The transcript has 9 exons. Lineage: Eukaryota; Viridiplantae; Streptophyta; Magnoliopsida; Caryophyllales; Amaranthaceae. The record is from RefSeq and is a predicted model, not a curated record. Gene Ontology annotation, molecular function: threonine deaminase activity; L-serine ammonia-lyase activity; pyridoxal phosphate binding. The coding region runs from base 87 to 1928 and encodes 613 amino acids. Gene Ontology annotation, biological process: L-threonine catabolic process; L-serine catabolic process.